UCCCCGGUUGGCGGGCGGGGCGGGGCGCGGCGGGGGGAAAAUGGCGGUGGCCGGCGCCGGCGGCUCCUCGUCCUCCUCCCGCUCCCCGGAGCGGCGGCACGACCUGCUGUCCCGCUUCACCUGCCCCGUGUGCCUGGAGGUGUACGAGAGCCCGGUGCGCGUACCCUGCGGACACGUGUUUUGCACCCCAUGCCUGCAGGAAUGUCUUAAACCGAAAAAGCCAGUUUGUGGUGUCUGCCGCAGUACCCUGUCACCUGGUAGCAGAGCUCUGGACUUGGAAAAGCAAAUUGAAACGACGGAAACCACUUGUAAUGGCUGCAAUAAAAAAAUGUAUCUCUCAAAGAUGCGUAAUCAUGCAGCUUCUUGUUCAAAGUACCAGAAUUAUAUAAUGGAAGGUGUGAAAGCUGUAACUAAGGAGCCACUUCACAACACCAGGAACUUCCCAAAUCGCUUUACCUUUACUUGUCCGUAUUGCAGCGAGAAAAACUUUGAUCAAGAAGGACUAGUUGAACACUGCAAAACAUUGCACAGCAUGGAUGCAAAACAAGUGGUUUGCCCAAUUUGUGCCUCAAUGCCAUGGGGAGAUCCAAAUUACAGGAGUGCUAACUUCAUGGAGCACCUUCAAAGACGACAUCGCUUUUCAUAUGAUACUUUUGUGGAUUAUGACGCUGACGAAGAUGAUAUGAUGGCACAGGUUUUGUUGCGUUCUUUGCGGGAUAAAUGAACCAACUAGAAGAUUAACUGUAAAACCAGACUUCCAUGAGGGGGAAAUGCCUAGCAUCCUUGCACUUCUCCCUGUACAUACCAAGAUGAACUCAGGCAUCCAUAAGUAUGGAAGACUUUAAUCCUUGUCUCAGUUUCAAACCCUGGUUUGGUAUUUCUGUACCACUUGGUCUUCUGUUAACGUGGUCUAUGCCAUUCAACCCUGUUGGUCUAAUUUUCUUACUUGUUUCACACAGAGCUUAAUUGUAGGUCAACAUGGAGGAGACAAAUCUUUUCCUUUAACAAUGCCUAUUUCUUGGUUUCUUUUGCAGUUGUGUUCAUUUGACUGUCUAAAAACAAAAAACAUUCCAAAUGGAGUGACUUGAACUAGUUAAUAAACAUCUCUUCCCAAUCUCAUUUACAUAUCUGAAAUGAUAGUAUGAGAGGUGUAUUUGUAGCUCUCUUUUCCUUUAGUGAGACCUCUAGGUGCUAACUGUAAUUGUCAGACCAGCGCUCAUUUAAAGUGACCUAUAAUGCCUGUGAUUUCAUAAUGUUUCCCAGUGUUUAAAUUCUUAUAAGCAACCUCUCAACUAUAUGGAAAACAUGUCUUAAGUACAAGUCUUCAAAGUACAAACUCUCUUACCAGAUCUCUGCACCUGUGUAAACAACUAGUUCAAAAUACUUUUGUUCUAUGCAUAUUUAUUACUUUCUUCCAUACUUUGACCAUAAUUUCUAGCCUGGAAAAUAAACUUUCAUGUUGGUCUUCUUUAAAAUGCAUCAUUUUUUAACUGUCUUAUCAAAUAAUAAUCAUAUUUGCUGGCUUUAUAAUUGAAUUGGUGGGUUUUGAAACUGGUUUUCUAGUGACUUUAAGCAUCACGCUGAUAGGGGAAUUUGGAAAGUUUUUUUUCAAUACUUCUGCUUUCUAUUUAAACUAAAGUUUUCAUAUAUAUUCCUAGUUUUCUCCUCUCUCAAAGCAAGCUGGUAGCAAAACUUACCAAUAAUUCAUAGCACUUGCAUAGCACUACCUUUAUGCACUACAGAUUUUAACAGGUAUUUUGAACUCCUGUUCUUCAUUUAAAUGUUGCUAAAGUAGCUGAAGUUGUACUUAGAUUGUUUUCCAUAUAAUAUUACAUGUAUAGGGAUUACAUUAAAAACCUAAAACAUAAAAAACAUUGCAGGUACAGCUUUCACAGAAAAAGUAAAAUAUAAACCAGAAAGCAGGAUGGCAGUUCCCCUACAUGGUGAGUGGACACUAUAUUCAAGUCUACGCUUUUACUAUAGAGAUUCCUUUUUAGUUUGUUUUCAUUAACCACACAGUCAAGAUGCUGAAAUCUAACGAUCUAAGACCUCUAACCAGAAUUUGUAAAUCACAGUAGUGUUGCGAUGUCUAGUCUAAUUUAAGCAUGCUUAAUUGGAGCAGUGGACCUGCACCACCACAGAAUUGAGUACUGAUUAAUUUAUUUGACCAGUAAAAAUAGUAUCAUCACACUCUGCAAACUGCAGCAUAGCCUCACCCUUGAAACAAGGAAACUCACCCCAGCUAAAACCUCUUGAUUAAACUUUGUGUCCAACCAGACCUCUAACAUAUUUACAUUGAACUUGGGUUUAGUGUGUUUUCCCCAAUGUGGUAUGGGGUCUUACAGACUCCUCUUUAAGUAUCUGCUUGGUGACUGGAAGCUCAGUCAUGGGGGAUAGAAAUUAAUCUCAUGGUACUAUGGAAAAAGUACUCUGUUUGGCGUUGGUUGUUUUUAAUGCUUGAUCUGCAAAGAGAUUACAAGAGGUUAGUGGUUGGAUGGGGAUUUCUGGGUUCUGGCUAGAACACAGUUUGGUUAUACCCACUGACCAGAAUCUAGAUUUCUGAUACUAUUCUAAGUGCACUUCCAUGCAAUUCUGUUAAAAUGCUUAAGGAGCAGGUAGAAGCUUUGAGCAAUUACUUUGUCAUGUUUUUGACUUUUGAAAACAAGUUACAAAUAAAGACCAUUUAAUUUAUAAAAUCCUA
This is a messenger RNA of Tyto alba (common barn owl), 2701 nucleotides long. RefSeq names its product ring finger protein 114 (gene RNF114). The record is from RefSeq and is a predicted model, not a curated record. The coding region runs from base 41 to 724 and encodes 227 amino acids. Lineage: Eukaryota; Metazoa; Chordata; Aves; Strigiformes; Tytonidae. Gene Ontology annotation, molecular function: ubiquitin protein ligase activity. Gene Ontology annotation, biological process: ubiquitin-dependent protein catabolic process; protein polyubiquitination. The transcript is spliced from 6 exons.